This is a messenger RNA of Thunnus maccoyii (southern bluefin tuna), 2459 nucleotides long. It is a transcript of the gene mief2, whose product is annotated as mitochondrial elongation factor 2. Bases 145 to 1533 code for a protein of 462 amino acids. The record is from RefSeq and is a predicted model, not a curated record. Lineage: Eukaryota; Metazoa; Chordata; Actinopteri; Scombriformes; Scombridae. The transcript is spliced from 8 exons. Gene Ontology annotation, biological process: positive regulation of mitochondrial fission; mitochondrion organization. Gene Ontology annotation, cellular component: mitochondrial outer membrane.
CUAUAUUUACCCCAAGAUGGUCGCGAACGAUUGCAAAAAGGCUUUGUUGUCAUCGACACACGUAUUUUAACAAACGCUAAUGGUUUGGGGUCAGAUUCUUAUCUUUCUCUCCGCGCUGAGUGGCUAACCACAAAAAAGGAAGCGAUGAACUUCCAGGGCAGUCGGAGGCGGGGAGAGGAUGGCAUCGCCAUGGUGAUUGACUUCCUGCUGUCUAAUGCCCGGCUGGUUCUGGGAGUCGGCGGAGCUGCCAUGCUAGGCAUCGCUACGUUGGCAGUGAAACGGCUGAUAGAGCGCGCGGGCCGAGCGGCUGACGAUGAAAAGGUGGAGCAGAAGAUGGCUGAGAGCUGGGAGGAGUUGAGUUUAGUCUCCGCUUCCCCCACGCUGAUCAAGAAAGGCAUAGAGGGCGUCGUGAUGAAACACGUCGCCAAGGCGGCCAAACAACAGAAAGCUGACCUGUGCCAACAACCUCAGACGGAGGUGCAGCCUAAACCCGAGUCAAAAUCCAAGAGGCUCCAGCUGUGUGUCGUCAGUCUGCAGGAUCGUCUGCAACAGUACUAUCACACAAGGGCGGCUCUAGCUCCACAUGAGGUCCAGAGGGCUCAGUCUUUGGCUCUGGACAUCUGCACUGAGAUCCAGGGCUUUAUGCACAGCCGUCAUCCUGACAUGCCCCUGGGUGAGAUGAACCUCGGAGGUUCUCUUCUGGAUGACCUGCAGGUGGUCAGUGCGGACCAUGCGUGUCUUCUGGUGCCCCUACAACUGGAAGAUUCUCUGUGGCGUCUCAUCCCGGGAGAGGAAACACUGCUCACACACCCACUGCACUGGAUGGUCCGACGAGUCAAUUUAGAAUAUUUUCCCAGAGGACGCAGCUACUGGGACAGGUAUCUGGUGGGCGGUUAUUUGUCCGCAGAAGCUGUUGUGAACAUGUUCAAUAAAGCUGUCAUGGAAACGAUCAACUGGCCGUCCAUCAGCGGCACUUUGGACUGUCUCGUUAGACCCGUACUGGGAGGACCAGACCUUCGACUUGAGAUACGGCCUGAAAAAGAAAAGGUAGACAGCAGUCAGCCGCUCUUCAUCUCCGUGUUGCCUCUGCUGAGGGAGGGGGACGUGGCUCUGACCGCCCAGCCUGAGCUCACCUCUCCCUGGAUCAACGCCUGGCACCUCUCUCUCUACCCGUGGGAGACUCAGCGUCUGGCUCAGCUCGACGCCUCCGACGGUGGCAACCGCAGACUCACGCUUAAAAUCCUCAAGGCGGUGUGCAGGCUGAACCCCGCUCUGCGACCGCUCGAAGCCGCCCCGCUGGCCAACCUCAUCCUGCACCUCAGCGACAGUGAGAGCGACUGGUCCGAGAGCAGCCUGGACGUGCGAUUCCAGCAGUGUAUCACGGAGCUGAUUGGCUACCUCGAGCAAGAGGCGUUGCACAGUUACUUCAAGCCGGCUGUCAAUCUGCUGAGCGGCUUGUCAGAGGACCAGGUGGACCAGAUGGGCUUCAUGCUCUAUUGUGCUGUGUCAGAGCCUGAAAUACUGUUUAUAUAACACCCACAACAACACUUCACAUAUCUCAAGCUCUGACACACACAGAUCAAAGGAAUAUUCUUUUAUCAUUCAUGAUGUUCGGUUCAAGACAAAGCCUCCUCUCCUUGUUUAGCUCCUCCGUCUUGCUUUGAUGCAAACAAACAGGGUACAGUUGCAAUGACAAAAUGGCAGGCACCAUGGACUGACGUCGACACCGGGCAGGAUGAGGAGAAGAAUACAAGGAGACCGCAGAUGUGAAAGUGACAAUCAAGCUAAAACAAACGACCGUGAUGAAAGGAAAAGUGCCAAGGGAGGGAGCCGAGGACGUGUUAAUCAAGAUGUUUGAAACGAUGCUUUCGGGAUGUGCCUGAUCAUAACACACCAGAGCCAAGUCUGCAUUGAAGUUUGUGUGUGAUUGUGUUUCACAUGAGUGUUUUUAGUUUGGGAGACAAUGAAGGGUCAACGCGGACGCAUACAUACAGUUCAGCACAUCCGUCGUCAGCAGAGGAGGAAUACAGAUUAAUAUAUUAUUUCUGUUCUUCAACUGAUAGCGUGUGCUCUGCAUCAUUUUCCUAAAUCUUUAAAUAUUCUAACUAUGCAGAAUAAUAACGACCUGCUGGGUUUCGCUGCACUUAUUAGACGACUCAGUCUGCCCGAGUUGAACUUAUUUAACUCGACAUGUAUAUUUUAUCAUACUGGAGGUUGAAGUGUGCAGUAUUUUUGUUCAUAGUGUUAAGUGUUCAGUCUGUUGCCAAUCUUAUUGGGGUAAAUUAGCCCUUUAAACUAUGGUUAAAGUUGCCUAAUAAUUUUAUGCAGUUGCUUUUAAAUACGGUAUGAAUGUUGUGGGCAUCAUCGGUUGUUUUCUUUGCUGAGUGAAAGAAAAAUUGAUUUUCUGUGAUUGAACAGUGAAACUGCAAACUGAAUUAAAGCACUUAUUUAGAUUCUGA